AUGGGCUCUUCCGACGACGAAAAACGCGCCGGCAUCCCGCUGGAAACGCACAUUUCCGCCAUCGACGAUGCCAAUCCCAAGGACGACACCGUGCGGGUCGACAUCCAGCAUGAGCAUGAGCUGACCGUCAAGGAAGUCUUCAUCAAGCACCCUGCCCUCGUCUUUUGGGCCUUUUACUGGGCCAUGUCUGGAGUUGGCUGGGGCUUCGACGCUCAGGUCAACGGAGGCAUGCUCUCUGUUCUGUCGUUCCGCCGUGACUUUGGCUACUGGUACGAUACCGAAGAUGACUAUGUCAUCCCCGCCGACUGGCUCAGCGCCUUCAACACCAUCAGCGGCGUCGGCCAGUUCUUUGGCGGCUUCGCCUGCUCCUGGGUCGCCGAUCGCUGGGGCCGCAAGUUGGCGCUGCUGGCCGGCAUUGCCCUCGUCACCGGCGGCAUCUUUGGCGAGAUGUUCUCGACCAUCAGGCCCGCCUUCCUCAUUUCCAAGCUCAUCCUCGGCUUCGGCCUGGGUUUCUACCUGACAUUGUCGCCGCUCGCCGCCUCUGAGUGCGCGCCUGUUGCCUUCCGAGGUAUCGCUACUGCGGGCGUCCAGUUCGGUAUCGGCUCCGGCCAGCUGCUGUCCAACGCCGUCAUCAAGGGCUUCGGCGGUUGGAGCGACCGUUGGGCCUACCGCGCUCCGUUUGCCAUCCAGCUCUUCUUCUGCUUCUUCCUCAUCGUUCUGCUCCCCUUCUGCCCCGAGACACCGUGGUACCUCGCUCGCGCCGGCAAGCGUGAGCAGGCCCUCAAGUCUCUGCGCAGUCUCUACGGGUCCGACGUCGACAUCAACGCGAAGCUUGCCACGCUCGAGGCCACGAUUGCCGAAGAGGAGGCCUCCACCUCGGAACAGGGCUCCUUCAUCCAGUGCUUCAAGGGCACCAACCUGGUGCGUACCAUGAUCAGCAUGGGCGUCUUCGUGUGCCAGCACUUCACGGGCAUCAUCUUCGUCAUGGGCUUUUCCACCUAUUUCUUCCAGCUCGCCGGCCUGCCCACCGAGAAGACGUUUGAUCUCGGCAUCGGCGUCAGCGCCUGCGGCCUGGGCGGCAACAUCCUCAGCUGGGUCAUCAUGAACUCGUUCGGCCGCCGCCGCAUCUUCGUGACGUGCAUGUGCAUCCUGACGGCCAUCCUCUUCCUCAUCGGCAUCAUGGACGUGGUGCCCACGGGCGCCGCCAAGUGGGUGCAGGCCUCGCUCACCGUCGUCUACGCCUUCUUCUACUACGUCGGCCUGGGCGCCAUGGCCUUUGCCAUCCUGGGCGAGGCGAGCAGCACCUCGCUGCGCGCGCCGACCAUUGCCCUGGCCACGGCCACGCAGGCCAUCAUGGGCAUCAUCUUCAACUUCGCCAUCCCCUACAUGGUCAACCCCGACGAAGCCAACCUCCGGGGCAAGGUGGGCUUCAUCUUUGGCGGCCUCGCCCUCAUCGCCACCGCCUGGAGCUGGUUCUUCGUGCCCGAGCUCAAGGGCCGCACCUUUGACGAGAUUGACCGCAUGUUCCAGGCAAAGGUGCCGCCCCGGAAGAUGGGCUCCUACCAGCUGCCUUCUUACUAA
Messenger RNA from Trichoderma citrinoviride, 1581 nucleotides. RefSeq names its product general substrate transporter. Gene Ontology annotation, cellular component: membrane. The record is from RefSeq and is a predicted model, not a curated record. NCBI's taxonomy places the organism in Eukaryota, Fungi, Ascomycota, Sordariomycetes, Hypocreales, Hypocreaceae. The transcript has 2 exons. Bases 1 to 1581 code for a protein of 526 amino acids. Gene Ontology annotation, molecular function: carbohydrate:proton symporter activity. Gene Ontology annotation, biological process: carbohydrate transport; transmembrane transport.